Molecule: messenger RNA, 3238 nt
Organism: Prunus avium (sweet cherry)
Lineage: Eukaryota; Viridiplantae; Streptophyta; Magnoliopsida; Rosales; Rosaceae
Product: RNA-binding (RRM/RBD/RNP motifs) family protein
Molecular function (GO): RNA binding
Source: RefSeq, a predicted model, not a curated record
CAGGAAAUGUCAAGUGGCCGAAGGGCAAGCCAAACUCGCAGGCUCGCAGCUUUCUUUGUGUCUGAGGAUAACUGCCUGCCUCUCUGCUUUUCUUUAGGUUUUCCCCAUUUUCUCAAUUUGUUUGGCCACUUCUGCUUCUUGCCGCUAAGCCCUUCAUAAACGCACGCCUCUCUCGGCCUACUGAACUCGCUGCCAGAUCUUCGUCCCAAAGCAAUAUUCACUUUGACAUAUCCAUCACAAUACUGGUUAACUGUUCCCCAUGCUCUAUUAGAACCUCAGAAUUGUUUCACUGAAUUUAUAUUGGGCAAGAUGAGCACAUCUAGUCAGCUACAAGAAAAGAACAGAAAAAAUAGUGGGAUUUCCCUGCAUCAUGAUGAAGAAAGUGCUGCUAGGACAAGGCCUUUCAGCUGUGAAGAGAUUAUGCUUAGGAGGAACAACAAAAAGUUAUGUGAUAAUGCCAUAGAUCUAGGGAAUAUACCAAGGGAAGCUAUUGUUGAAAAUGUUUCAGAUCGUUUUGAAUCUGAAAGGGAUUACGGGCACCAUAAAGAUUUACCCCCUUUUGUUGAAAAAUCUGUCUCAGAGGAAGCUGUGAAGGCAAGUUCCGGAAAGAAAGAAACAUAUAAUUCCAAGAGUGCUAAAACAGAAGUUGAUUUUGCUAAAGGGAAAGAUAAAGGACGCCAUGAGUCAGAAAGCUUGAAGGAUAAACUGAAGAAAGAUACAAGAACUGAAGCGAAAGGAGGAAAAACUGAAAAACAAGUACACAGCAGAAAAAAAAUUGACAAACGCUCAAUUGAUAACUUUCCAAAUGAAUCUGUGAAGAAGCAUUCAAGGGAUUCAAAAGGAAAGGAGAGACAUGGGGACCUAAGUAGAGGAAACUCUGAACGAGAAAGCAAGAGAAAAUACCAGAAUGGAAAUGAGGACAAAAUUAGAGACAGAAAUGCUCCAAAGAAACACGAUCCAGGGAAACAUCAUCUUGUAGAAGUUUCAGAGAGAAAGGAGAGGAAAGAACCAUCAAAAUCACGUUUGGAAAAAUCAAGGCUAAAAAGGGGACGGUCAAGAAGUAGAGACCGUGAGGAUAGGCAUGGAUUUAGAUCUGUCUCGCCAAGGGCACAAAAGUAUACAUCUCAUAAUUUAGGGAUGCGUAGUGAGAUACAUGUGCUCAAAGAUAGAUCUGAAAGACAGCACUCCGAUAUUGACAGGAGCAGAGUAUCUAGUAAUGGCUCAAGUAGCCACUAUUGGCGACAUGGUGUGCCUGUGAAUAGGCUUGGUGGCUAUUCACCGAGGAAGAGAAGAACUGAGUCUGCUAUUAAGACUCCAUCCCCACCUGAUCGUUCUCCCGAAAAGAAAAGAGCCAGGUGGGAUCAUCCCCCUACAGCGACUGACAAGGUAUUAUCUGGUUCAGUUGCUUCUCUUUUUAAUUCAUCAAACAAUAAUAUGUCCUCAAAUGUACAUGAGAUGGCCAUAGCUGUUGCUGUUGCUUCGGCUACUAGGAAAUCUAUUUCUGGGGCUUCUCCUAAUUCUUUAUUGUCUAAGAAGAAUGCUUCCAUUGACUCUGUCCAACUAACACAAGCUACCCGGCCUAUGAGGAGGCUUUGUGUAGAAAAUGUUCCAUCUUCAACCUCUGAGAACACUUUAGUGGAAUCUCUUAAUAAUUUUUUGUUGUCUUCGGGUGUCAACCAUAUCCAAGGAACACGACCAUGCAUUAGUUGUUCGAUUAACAAAGAAAAGGGUCAAGCUGUUGUGGAGUUUCUUACGCCUGAAGAUGCUUUGGCUGCUCUAUCAUUUGACGGCAGUGACUUCUCUGGUUCCAUUCUUAAAAUAAGGCGCCCUAAAGACUUUGUUGAAGUGGCUACUGGUGACCCAGAUAAAUCAAUGGCUGUGGUUGAGACAAUUAGUGAUGUUGUGAAGGAUUCACCCAACAAGUAUGUAGACCAGUCGGUUACUCUCAAAGCGUGUGCGGGUCUGAAUGGUAUGAAAUUGGGUGGAAGAGUGCUAACUGCAGUUCAAGCAAUUCAUGAUGCAUCAUCCUUGGAAAAUAGUGGAAAUGCGUCAUUACAUGAGAUCCCAGAAUAUGCAAAGCCACUUCUCAAACAACCUUCGCAGGUCCUAAAGCUCAGAAAUGUGUUAAAUCUAGAGCACAUUUCACUGCUAUCUGAACCAGAGGUAGAAGAAGUUCUGGAAGAUGUGCGAUUAGAGUGUGCCAGGUUUGGAACUGUCAAAUCUGUAAAAGUUGUCGAGCAUUGCAACAAUUACGUCACCAUGGGGGUAUUUGAAGCCGUCAACGAUGCAGAAUCUGGAGGGUACCAGAACAUAUUAGAGUCCGAACAAAAGGGAGCAAAAACAGAUACUUUGGAAGAACAUAUUGAUAAUAAGUUCGUGGAGUUUCCUAGCAAUGCCAAAGAAGUUAAAGAAGAUGAAGUCACCAAAGGUAACUGCUUUAGUGUAACUGCUCUAGAUGAUGAGCCUACAGAUGAUUUUAUGGAGGAAAAAUCAUGUAAAAUAGGUCAAUUUGGUGAAGAUAUCGAAAUCAAAGGAAGCGAGAACCCAUCUAACAGGGUUCCUGAGCAACUCCACAACCAACUGAACAGCACGAAAGAUGCUUCCGAAUGCUAUGAUGAUAAGGCUACUGAAGCUAUUGAAAUAAAUGACUUGAGUUUGGAAAACGAAUUAAUGACUGAAGAAGAGGGAUCAACUCAAGAGGAAGUUAAUGGUGAGAAACUCAGAAGUUUUGCUGGAAAGGACUGUAGUUUGGGAACAGAGUCGGAUGCUAAUGAGAAGAUUGAAAUUAAGGAACAGAAUCAUGGGAAGGAGCAUGAUUAUGAUCUUGGAAGCAUAUUUGAGCCAGGGUGCGUUUUUGUGGAGUUUGGAAGAAUAGAAGCCUCUUUAAUGGCAGCACAUUGUUUACACGGACGGGUUUUUGAUGAUCGAAUUGUGACAGUGGAGUACAUUUCACUUGAUCAUUACAGGGCUCAUUUCAAAAUUGAGCAUGUUUGAUUGCUAUUGACAAUGCUCGUGUUGUAAUGACAUGUUACUCAUUUAGGCAGGCCCCAUGAUCGAACUAUGCUGGUGUCUCCAUAGUCAACAUUUUCCAGCCCUGUUAAUAUGUCAUCUUUGAGCUUUGGCCAUGACAUGUAUGGGAAUAUUAUUAGAGUUUGACCAGGUUGAGGAUGCUGAAAUCUUAUUAAAAAGAUUCACUUUGAUGUUUAAUCUAACUGGAGCUUCGUUCCAGAGUAUGAAA